AUGCGUUCGAACAUUUCAUUCGUGCUCUCACUGUGGACAGCGGCCGCAUGUGCUGUAAGCAUUGGAGAGAUCCAAGGCUCCUCGUACCAGUCUCCACUAGUUGGCCAGUUCGUUGAUGAUGUUAGAGGGGUCGUGGUAGCCAAGGACAAGUAUGGCCUCUGGAUUGUUGGCGAGCCCUCAGACGACCCGCGAGUCUCCAACGGCUUGCGCGUGUACGGCGUGAAUAUCGGCCGCUCUGUCAACCCUGGUGACCUCAUCUCCGUUUCUGGACGCGUAGCAGAGUAUAGAGCACGAUACCGACCAAACGAUCUCCUUUUGACAGAGUUGGAGCGUCCAACGAAUAUACACGUUCUUUCGUCUGGGCACGCCAUCGAACCCGUCGUCCUAGGCAAGGACCGCAUCCCUCCUAUCGCUCCUCUGUCUGCAUUUGAUAUGGGCAUAGAUGGCUGGUUAUCCGUGCCGAACAAUGUCACACUGCUUGAGGCGGAGAACAGGACGUUAGAACCUGAGGACUAUGGACUUGACUUCUGGGAGUCCCUUGAAGGACGGCUCGUCACCAUUGAGGACCCCACGGCGCUGAACUUCCCAGAUAUGUAUGGCUCGUUUUGGGUGCACGGUGGCUGGCCUGUCUCUGGCAAGAACGCGCGAGGUGGUUUGAGCCUUAUGCUCGGCUCAGACGGAAAGCCCGUGGCACAUUCUGAGGCAAUCCUCAUCGGCAAAUCCAUCGACGGCACAAAGAAUCCACGAACGAUGGUAGGCAUGAACCUAUCUAGUAUUACCGGUGUAUUGGCAUAUCAGUUCGGCUUCUACUCCAUACUGCCCCUCACUGCGCCGGAAGUAGUCUCUGUGCCGGACGACGAGCCUCAGCCUGCACCAAUUAGCUUGAGCGACGACCCUUGUCAACUCACGAUUGGUGACUACAACGUAGAGAACAUGACUCCUCGCUCUCACCAUAUCCCCAAGAUAGCGGACCAUAUCGCGAAUUACUUGCACUCCCCCGACAUCAUGUUUGUUCAGGAGAUCUCUGACGACUCUGGUGCGGCGGACAACGGCGUUGUCAGUGCGAACAAGACCCUGACCGCUCUCGUGAAGGCUAUCGCGCACGCUAGCGAGGGUGUUAAGUACGAGUUCGUCAAUAUACCACCAGUGGAUAAUAUGGAUGGUGGCAAGCCCGGGAGUAAUAUUCGCGUCGCAUACUUAUGGCGCCCCGAGAAGGUCGCGCUCGUGCCGGGAUCACCCAUCGGCAACGCAACGACCUCGACUCAGGUGAUCAAAGAUUCCAGCGGUCGCCUGUCCCUGAGUCUGAACCCAGGUCGCAUUGAGCCAUCGAGCCUGGCAUGGGAGGAGACGCGCAAAUCUCUUGCCGCUGCCUGGCAAACCGUAGCGGGUGAUCGCUUCUACACCAUCAACGUGCAUUUUAGCUCGAAGCGUGACUCGUCCUCUGCGCACGGUGAUGCGCGACCGCCGGUCAACGGUCAUAGCGAUCGCCGUGCACUCCAGGUGAACGUUACUGCGAACUUUGUCAAUUCGAUCCUUGCGCUCGACGCCAACGCCAGCAUUGUCGCUGCCGGCGACAUGAACGAGUUUGCAGAAACUCGCUCUGUGUUCAGCGCUUUCGACGGAGUGCUUUACAACAUUAACGAGGUCGCGGGAGUCGAACCUGUUGAGCGAUACACGUAUGUGUAUGAACAGCACAUGCAGGAGAUCGAUCAGGUCUUCAUUUCCGCCGGUGUCGCACGCAAGGGCGCUGAAGUUGAGCACAUCCAUGUCAACACUUGGGCAGCGUCCUUAGGCGAGCGAGCAAGUGAUCACGACCCAACUAUUGCAAGAGUGCGCGUAUGUGAUGGAUUCAAUGGUGUGUUCUCUGUUACAACUACUCCAACCCCGCCUGACCCCUUGUCCAUUUAUAGCUCAUGCUCAAGAUGGCUUGCAUGCACAGAUACCCUUCAGACUUCACAACAGCUAAAACACGUACAUGUAUAA
This is a messenger RNA of Phanerochaete carnosa HHB-10118-sp, 1983 nucleotides long. RefSeq lists its product as uncharacterized. The coding region runs from base 1 to 1983 and encodes 660 amino acids. NCBI's taxonomy places the organism in Eukaryota, Fungi, Basidiomycota, Agaricomycetes, Polyporales, Phanerochaetaceae. The record is from RefSeq and is a predicted model, not a curated record. The transcript has 8 exons. Gene Ontology annotation, molecular function: catalytic activity.